AUGCAAGGUUAUGAGGAUAGUAACAGGAAUGAUAAGGCCUCAAAUAUAGUUCAGGAUGUAGGAAAGGUAACUUCCCUAGUUUUAGACGUAGACAUAUUUCCAGAUCUAAAACUAGAGGGAUACAUCAACAAAAUGACGAGGAGAGCAAAUGCCAUACUGGAGAACGCCUCGAUGUCCUUCAGAAACUCGGUCAAGGACCAUGACAACGGUGGCGUUGGAGACCACGACAACGGUGGUGUUGGAGACCACCACAACGGUGGCGUUGGAGACCACGACAACGGUGGCAUUGGAAACCACGACAACGGUGCCGUUGGAGACCAUGACAACGGUGGCGUUGGAGACCACGACAACGGUGGCGUUGGAGACCACGACAACGGUGCCGUUGGAGACCACGGCAACGGUGGCGUUGGAGACCACGACAACGGUGGCGUUGGAGACCACCACAGCGGUGGCGUUGUAGACCAUGACAACGGUCGCGUUGGAGACCAUACCAACGGUGACGUUGGAGACCACGACAACGGUGGCGUUGGAGACCAUGACAACGGUGACGUUGGAGACCACACCAACGGUGACGUUGGAGACCACGACAACGGUGGCGUUGGAGACCAUGACAACGGUGGCGUUGGAGACCAUGACAACGGUGGCGUUGGAGACCAUGACAACGGUGACGUUGGAGACCACCACAACGGUGGCGUUGGAGACCACCACAACGGUACCGUUGGAGACCACCGCAACGGUACCGUUGGAGACCACACCAACGGUACCGUUGGAGACCACCACAACGGUACCGUUGGAGACCACGGCAACGGUGGCGUUGGAGACCACGACAACGGUGGCGUUGGAGACCACCACAGCGGUGGCGUUGUAGACCAUGACAACGGUCGCGUUGGAGACCACACCAACGGUGACGUUGGAGACCACGACAACGGUGGCGUUGGAGACCAUGACAACGGUGACGUUGGAGACCACACCAACGGUGACGUUGGAGACCACGACAACGGUGGCGUUGGAGACCACGACAACGGUGGCGUUGGAGACCAUGACAACGGUGGCGUUGGAGACCAUGACAACGGUGGCGUUGGAGACCAUGACAACGGUGACGUUGGAGACCACUACAACAGUGGCGUUGGAGACCACCACAACGGUGGCGUUGGAGACCACCACAACGGUACCGUUGGAGACCACCGCAACGGUACCGUUGGAGACCACACCAACGGUACCGUUGGAGACCACCACAACGGUACCGUUGGAGACCACCACAACGGCAGCGUUGGAGACCACCACAACGGCAGCGUUGGAGACCACCACAACGGCAGCGUUGGAGACCACCACAACGGCAGCGUUGGAGACCACCACAACGGUACCGUUGGAGACCACCACAACGGUACCGUUGGAUACCACCACAACAGUACCGUUGGAGACCACCACAACGGUACCGUUGGAGACCACCACAACGGUACCGUUGGAGACCACCACAACGGUACCGUUGGAGACCACCACAACGGUACCGUUGGAGACCACCACAACGGUACCGUUGGAGACCAGUGA
Messenger RNA from Procambarus clarkii (red swamp crayfish), 1548 nucleotides. Lineage: Eukaryota; Metazoa; Arthropoda; Malacostraca; Decapoda; Cambaridae. The record is from RefSeq and is a predicted model, not a curated record.